Messenger RNA from Ixodes scapularis (black-legged tick), 4344 nucleotides. RefSeq names its product ATP-binding cassette sub-family C member 2-like. NCBI's taxonomy places the organism in Eukaryota, Metazoa, Arthropoda, Arachnida, Ixodida, Ixodidae. Gene Ontology annotation, cellular component: membrane. The record is from RefSeq and is a predicted model, not a curated record. Gene Ontology annotation, molecular function: ATP binding; ABC-type transporter activity; ATP hydrolysis activity. Gene Ontology annotation, biological process: transmembrane transport.
AUGCUCCCUUUCUGCAACUCGCCUUUGUGGCACCUGAAUUACACGUGGUACUCGGAAUACCCAAGGCUGACCUCAUGCUUCGAGACUACAGUCCUUGCCUACAUUCCGCUGGCUGUCCUUGUGCUGUUUGGCUUCAUUUCGUGGCCCGUGGGACUACGGAAUACGCAGCAUUUCUACGGAAAAGCACUCUCCUGGACAACGCUCGGUCUGUUCAGAUUCGUUGCAAGCCUUCUGUUGACCCUCACUCACGCCAUCUCGCUCGCGUACAAGCUUGCUACUGGAGCAUCCUCUGUGUCAUCGGUGACGGCAGACCUUGUACAUACCGUCACCUUUGCCCUUACGCUGAAAGUUCAAGAGAAGAAUCGAAAGAAGGGAAUAGGAUCUUCGAUGUUGCUGUUUUUCUUCUGGUUGGCGGCGGUUGUCUGCAGGCUGCCCGAGUUCUUCCGCUACAUGUGGGAAGUCUUCGCGUCGGACCGUGACUUGCCUGAUGUUUCGGAAUUCGAAAUGGCUGUGGUUGCUUCAUGUUAUAUAUUGGUUUGCUUGCAAUUGCUGCUGUCCUGUUGGACCGACGCGAAGCAAGACGUGAAAAGACCAUACCUCACCGCACCACCUGUAUCCUCGCUUCUAUUCGCAUGGUUUUCCCUCAAAAAAUCGCGGCGCCCUCUCCAGCUUGAAGUUAUAUACGACAUACCACCGGACAUGAAAACCAAACCAAGUCAUAGUACGUGGAGUGAACUUUGGAGCAAGGAACUGAGUUCAGCUGGAUACAUGCCAGGAGAUGGAUCAUGCAUUUCUGGGGCGCCACCUUCAAUGCUCAGGUCACUCUGGAAAGUGUACUGGAAGCCUGUGGUGUUUUCGUGCCUCCUUGCCACAUUACGAGCUGUGGUGAAGAUCGUCCCAGCUCCAUUGUUACAUUUUCUGAUAAGCUACAUGGUGGGAAACGAUCCUACUUGGAUAGGAAUUGCGUACGCCCUCGGUAUAGUAAGCGCGAACUUUGGUUCCAGCCUGCUUGCUGUUCACAUAGACCGAACACUAAGCGUUACGGGGCUAAAUGUGAAGACUGUCAUGGUGGCGGCCAUUUAUAGAAAGAUACUCCGGCUUUCUAGCGAGUCGCAGAGAUGCUACGGAAUCGGGGAGCUGAUCACGUUGAUUUCCGUUGACGCUGAUCGGAUCUUCAGACUUAGUAUAACUGCUGGCUAUGUGGCGGGUGGAGUGCCGCUGAUCAUUAUCUCAGUCGUCCUUCUGUGGCAGUAUCUUGGAGGAGCGUGCCUCGCCGGCGUUGCUGCCAUACUCGUCAUAAUGCCUUUGAUGGCACUAGCGGUCAGCCUCGGCAACAAGUACCAGACUAAACAAAUGAGACUGAAAGACAAGAGGCUCAAAACUGUGGCAGAGAUGUUGUCAAGCGUGAAAGUUCUCAAGUUUUUCGCCUGGGAAAAGCUAUUCAUUGACAAGUGCACUUCUUUGCGAUUAGAUGAGAUGGGUCUGCUCAAGAAAUAUUCGUACCUAAAUGCUUUUAGUUUCUGUAUUCUUAAGUGUUCGUCUUCUAUAGUUGCUCUUGUCAGCUUUGUGACUUAUCUGGAAAUCAGCGACGAUAACAUUCUGGACUCCACGACCGCCUUUGUUUCUUUGACCCUAUUCAACCUAAUGCAGUUCCCCAUAUUUAUAAUUCCAGACUUUAUUUCGAAUGCGGUUCAGACGAGCGUUUCAAUGCUGAGAAUUCGAAAGUUUUUGCUAUCUUCUGAAGUAGAGAACUGUUCAUUUGGUCACCAACUGAAUGUAGGCGACGUAGUCUCGGUGAAAAACGCAACACUUUCUUGGUCGAAGGACGAAACUCCGGUGUUGAACAAUAUUACCCUGACCGUCAAGACCGGUCAAUUGAUCGCAGUUGUUGGGCCCGUAGGUUCUGGCAAGUCCUGCUUGCUUUCUGCAUUGUUGGGGAACCUCCGGGUUUGCUCAGGAACUGUUGAUUGCAUCGAAAGUAUAGCGUACGCUCCUCAAUGUCCGUGGAUUCAAAACAAAACCAUACGAGAAAAUAUUCUCUUUACGAGUGCGUACGACGACGAACUGUACGAAAUGAUACUGAAGGUGUGUUGCCUCGAGAAAGACUUGGAUAUUCUUCCCGGUGGAGGCUUAACGGAAAUCGGAGAAAAAGGAAUCAACUUAAGCGGUGGUCAGAAACAGAGGGUGAGUCUAGCAAGAGCAGCCUUCCAGAGGAAAGACCUUUAUCUUUUUGACGAUCCGCUAAGCGCAGUCGACGCCCACGUCGGCGCUUCCCUUUUUGAGGACCUUAUCGGACCACGAGGAAUACUGAAGGAAACAACAAGAAUCUUGGUUACUCAUAACCUUUCGGUGCUCAAUGAGGUUAGCUAUAUCGUAGUCAUGCAGAAAGGCUCGAUCGUUGAGUCUGGUACCUUUGAAGAUCUUAAGCAAGAAGGGAGUGUUCUUUCAGGUUUAUUGAAAAACGUUUCCAGUAUGGUUGGAGAAAUGAAUGAGGACAGGGACGUUUUUACAGACACAAGUAAGGAGUCCAAACUUGAGAAAGAUAAGCUGAAUAUCACCCUUGUGGAGAAAGAGACAAUGGAAGAGGGUUCAAUCAGCCCCCAAAUAUAUCGAACCUACAUAAGGCACGCUGGAUCUAUGCUGAUUGUGGUUAUUUUGUUUUAUGCCAUCUACAGAGCAGUCGGUGUGUACAUGGGGAUCUGGCUGAGCGAAUGGAGCAACGAUUCACUCGUUCCAGGAGGUACACAGGGCAUAUCUCUGCGCGCCUACAGAAUCGAGGUUUACUCAGUUCUUUGUAUUUCUAUGGCUGUUGCUAAUUUUAUUGCUGUCGCGUUAUUGUGGAAAGUAGUGCUCUCAACCUCCACAACUCUUUUCCAGUUGGGGCUCGAAGGUGUGAUGAGAGCACCUUUGACAUUUUUUGAUGCUAAUCCUUCUGGGCGCUUAUUAAACCGCUUCGGUAAAGACGUAGACGAGAUGGAUGUGCAACUUCCAACCGCAGCUCAGUUUACUCUCGAUUUUCUGUUACUGUUUGUGUCAUCGGUCAUUCUUAUAUGCAUAUAUAUUCCCACUUACAUUUUGAUCGUCAUUCCGGUUACCGUGGUUCUGAUUGUUUUACGUCAAACGUACGUGGUCCCAUUUCGCCAAAUGAAAAGAUUAGAAGCGGUGACGCGUUCUCCAGUCAACCAUCAUUUUUCGGAAACCGUGACGGGUUUGAGCAGCAUCAGGGGUUAUGGUGUUCAGGGUAUAUAUUUACGUGACAACGACGAAAAACUGGACACCAUGCAGAAAUGUACUAUGAACGGCCUUUAUUUCGAAUACUGGAUAGAAAUCUGGAUGGACCUGGCUUGUGAAGCUCUUGUGGGCUCGAUGCUCCUUCUGGUUGUUACCAACCGCGACAAGAUUGAUCCUGGAACAACGGGCCUUCUGGUGUCCUACAUGCUGGGCGCAAUGAGCCCGAUCAUCUAUAUGAUGUUUUACUCAACGGAACUAGAAGCGACAUUGAUAUCUGCCGAACGACUGGAUGAAUACAGGCGUUUGACUCCCGAAGCACCCUGGACGUCAGAUUUUAGUCCGGACCCUUGUUGGCCUCGGUCUGGUGCGGUGUCCUUCAAGUCUUACUCGACUCGAUAUCGAGAUGAAUUAGACCUGGUUUUGAAGAGCGUUCAUCUCGACGUGCACCCCGGCGAGAAGAUUGGAAUUGUAGGACGAACAGGGGCAGGUAAAUCAACACUAACCCUAAGCCUUUUUCGUAUUAUUGAGGCGGCAGCAGGCAAGAUCCUGGUGGAUGACGUAGACAUUGCUACCUUAGGGUUACACGAACUCCGCUCCAGGAUAACCAUCAUACCACAGGACCCAAUUCUAUUUCACGGCACUUUACGAUUCAACCUUGACCCGGCCGGACAGCACGAUACUGAAGACCUCUGGUCAGCACUAGACAAAUCUCACCUUGGCGAUUUUUUCAGGGUAGGUGAUGGUCUUGACUUCGAAAUUGCAGAGGGCGGACUUAACCUCAGCGUGGGCCAGAGGCAGCUGGUCUGUCUCGCGAGGGCUGUGUUGAGAAAGACAAAAAUACUCGUCCUUGACGAAGCCACCGCAUCAGUGGACACGAAGACGGAUUUGCUCGUUCAGCAGACGCUGAGAGAUGUGAUGAGUGGGUGCACAGUGUUGACAAUUGCUCAUCGUCUUCACAGUGUUCUGGCGUCCGAUCGCGUUGCUGUGAUGGAUCAAGGAAGAGUUGUUGAAGUCGGUAGUCCGUCAAAACUCCUGGAUGAUAAGAGGUCAUUGUUCUAUGCUAUCGCUCUUGAAGCGGGAGUUGUGUUUAACUGCGCUGAAGUGUGAGACCAU